AUUCAAAGGCAACCUAGCGAUCAAAAGCUAUCAUUGAAGUUUUGGAUUGGUCCAAUUGUGCAUGUUCAUGUUUGCAGAGUUUUGAUUCAAGAUUUUCUGCAAAAAGAGGGACAGAAAUUUUAUUCGGAAAAUGAAUGGACAGUAAGCAUUUCCCUCGUUUUUGGUGUAACUUUCUGUAUAUGUUCACUGCCACAAAUGCUGUUCGAUCACCUUCCAUGUAGACUAAAAAUAGGAAUCCUUGAUAAAAUUUAUUUCCCAUUUAUAGCAUUCUUGCUUCAUCAAAAAAAGCAUUUUUCCUUUUACAUCCAUCACUUUUAAUUUUUUGAUUCUCAAUGCUAAGAACUUCUACUCAGCCUUUGAUGCUCUCUUUUCUCCAUUUUUUUCCUUCUCCGACAUGAAUCGUUUCUUUUAUACAGUAGGGUUAAUAUUCCUCUUCAGCUUCUUCAUACUCUAUUCUCCGAAGACAUCCGACUUGUCAAAUAACGUGGACCUUCAUCAACAGCUAUUGAUUUCUCUACAGAAGGAAGAAGAACGAUGUGACUUGUUUAGUGGAUACUGGGUUCAAGACCUGAGAGGUUCUCAAUAUACAAAUGUAAGCUGUUCAUCUAUCCCUGAAUCGAAGAAUUGUUUCAUGCAAGGAAGGCCAGACGCAGGAUUUUCGCAGUGGAGGUGGAAACCUGACGGGUGUGAGCUUCCAAGAUUUGAUCCCGGAACAUUUUUUGAGAUUGUCAGGGGAAAGACGAUGGCGUUUAUCGGAGACUCGGUCGCUCGAAACCAUGUAGAAUCACUUCUCUGCCUCUUGUCAUCGGAAGAAAUGCCACUGGGCAUCUACAAGGAUACUGAAGAUCGUACGAGAACAUGGUAUUUUCCUCACAGUAAUUUUACCCUAAUGGUCAUCUGGACAAGAUUCCUAGUACUUGAUGAGGAGAGGGUGAUUAAUGGUAGUGUUACAGGUGUUUUUGACCUGCAUCUAGAUAAGAUGGACAAGAACUGGGCAAACAAACUCCCAGAAAUAGACUACGCAAUCCUAUCGGAUGCUCAUUGGUUCUUCAGGAAGAACUACUUGUACGAGAAAGGCAAGAACAUAGGAUGCAUAUUCUGCGGUGAACCAGGCAUCAAAAGCUUGGACAUUGAUUCCGCCCUCCAGAUGGUAAUCAAGGUUGUGCUCAAUUAUAUCAACAACUGCAAAAAGUGCAGGAAUAUUUUGACUGUGUUAAGGACAUUCUCACCUGCACAUUUUGCGGAUGGAGCAUGGGACACAGGAGGGAGCUGCAAUAGAACACAUCCACUCGGUGAGAAAGAGAUCGACUUGGCAAGUUUAGACUGGAAAAUCAGAAGCAUUCAAGUAGAAGAAAUUAAAAGAGUAAGACCAGUAGCAAGGAGAAGGAAAAAAUUUGAAGUUUUGGAUGUCACCAAGGCUAUGCUGAUGAGACCUGACGGGCACCCUAAUUCCUACUGGGGUAACAAAUGGAUGAAAGGUUACAACGACUGUGUCCAUUGGUGCAUGCCAGGACCCAUCGAUGCAUGGAAUGAUUUCUUGAUAGCAUUGCUUAGAAGACAUGCAUUUACCGAUUUCACCUGGUCAUGACCUGAAGCUAAAAUGUGGUACUCUCCCUACAGGUUUGCAUGGAGAAUAAUUGAUAGUUCUGUCAUUUCUUUCCCAGAUAUAAAAAUGAUAGUUAAAUUUCUUUCUA
This is a messenger RNA of Populus trichocarpa (black cottonwood), 1694 nucleotides long. Its product is annotated as xyloglucan O-acetyltransferase 3-like. The coding region runs from base 395 to 1588 and encodes 397 amino acids. The transcript is spliced from 3 exons. Gene Ontology annotation, cellular component: Golgi apparatus. Lineage: Eukaryota; Viridiplantae; Streptophyta; Magnoliopsida; Malpighiales; Salicaceae. The record is from RefSeq and is a predicted model, not a curated record. Gene Ontology annotation, molecular function: O-acetyltransferase activity.